CGUACGUCCUUGCUUUCUCCUCAAUGCCACUUGUUUACCUUUGCUUGUCACACACUCUUCUAUUUCUAUUUGCAUGUGAGUCAACUCUUUAUCAUCAUCAUCAUGAUGUAUACAUCCACUUUUCCAACAACAACGACUAAAACGCUCCUAUAAAUUGCCUUUUUACUGGGAAUAUAAUGUAUAUUAAUAAAAAUUCGCCCACCCACCCACUUUUUUACUUGCCUCUAAAUACUUUUUUUUUUUUCUCAACACUCGAAAAUUCUCAAAAAAUCUCUGAUAUUCUACUUUUAUCAAUGUAUUGUGCACAUGGCAAAUGAACACACAAAAUCAGUGAUUCUCUUUUUCCGUCACAUUCGUGGAUUCACUUCACAGUACGCCGCAGGGGGCAAAGCAUAGAAAGUCGUCCAAGCUCCGCUCCACCUUAUAAAGAAAACAUCGUCCACAUUUAAUACCUUACGACGACGAUAUACCACAUAUACACACCACAAAAUAAAAUAAACCAACAUCACUUCCAAGUUCCAACCAACAUUAUUGUAUAUUGUGAGUGAGAUUGGGGAGAGUGAGACAAUUUUUUUUCGACAAGUAGUCUACUCUGCCAUCUCCCUACUUAUUGAUCUCCGAUUCACUUGGUAGUGAAAAAUUGUGUGUCGAUAACUCGGUCGGAAAAAAAUUUUUUUUUAAUGAAAAUCCUAAACUGCUAACUGCGAGAGAGUUGGAGGUGUAUAAUAUAAUAUAGUAGAUCUGAUUAUUCAUAUAUAAAUAAAAAUUAUUUAUAAUUAAGAAAAUAUAUUCGCCUUAAUAAAUAAAACACAAUUUAAGUGAACAGACAAAUAAUCUACAACAAACCACACAAAAAAAAAAAUUAAUAAUAUAAUAAAAUGGCAUUUGCUGGAUUAAAAAAGAAGAUAAACAAAGCCAACCAGUAUGUAACAGAGAAAAUGGGUGGUGCUGAAGGCACCAAACUAGACAUGGACUUCAUGGAGAUGGAAAGGAAGACUGACGUCACAGUGGAACUCGUCGAGGAGCUGCAACUGCGAACGAAGGAGUUUCUGCAGCCAAAUCCGACAGCUCGGGCCAAGAUGGCUGCAGUCAAAGGUAUAUCAAAACUUUCUGGCCAAGCCAAAAGUAAUACCUAUCCACAGCCCGAAGGCAUUUUAGCCGAUUGCAUGCUCACCUAUGGCAAAAAGCUCGGCGAAGAUGGUAUCUUUGCUUGUGCAUUGGUUGAAUUUGGUGAGUCUUUGAAACAAAUGGCCGAUGUUAAAUAUUCCCUCGAUGACAAUAUCAAGCAAAACUUCCUCGAGCCACUGCAUCAUUUACAAACUAAAGACUUGAAAGAAGUAAUGUACCAUCGAAAGAAAUUACAAGGUCGAAGAUUAGAUUUCGAUUGUAAACGUCGUCAAAAAGCCAAAGACGAUGAAAUUCGAGGGGCUGAGGAGAAAUUUGAAGAAUCCUUGCAGGCAGCUCAAAUGGGUAUGUUUAAUUUACUCGAUAAUGAUACGGAGCCAGUGUCUCAAUUGGUUGUCUUUUGUGAGGCAUUAUAUGAUUAUCAUUCGCAGUGUGCCGAUAUGCUCAAAUUAUUACAAGAAACACUGCAACAAAAACGUGAAGAGGCAGAAAAUCGUCCAAAAAUUGAAUUUAUUCCAAAAUCACUGAACGAUUUGAAUUUAGAUGACCAUGAUAAGCCAAUGCAUUUGGAAGUUGAGGGUGAACCUUGGGAAGGUGGUAGACAACCAUCGCCAUUAUCCUCACCAGUUAAGUCGCCUGCAAGGACACCAACUAUUCAAAAGCCACCAUCGUGUCAGGCGUUGUAUGAUUUUGAGCCUGAGAAUCCCGGCGAAUUGGGUUUUAAGGAAAAUGAUAUUAUUACAUUAUUGCAACGUGUCGAUGAGAAUUGGUAUGAGGGUACAGUUAAUGGUCGUACCGGUUAUUUUCCACAGUCUUAUGUUCAAAUUGUUGUUCCACUUCCAAAUACAAAUUAAAUUACAAAACCCUCC
Episyrphus balteatus (marmalade hoverfly) is the source of this 1994-nucleotide messenger RNA. It is a transcript of the gene EndoA, whose product is annotated as endophilin-A. Gene Ontology annotation, molecular function: protein binding. The transcript has a single exon. The record is from RefSeq and is a predicted model, not a curated record. NCBI's taxonomy places the organism in Eukaryota, Metazoa, Arthropoda, Insecta, Diptera, Syrphidae. Gene Ontology annotation, cellular component: glutamatergic synapse; cytoplasm; presynapse. Gene Ontology annotation, biological process: synaptic vesicle uncoating. Bases 879 to 1979 code for a protein of 366 amino acids.